This is a messenger RNA of Symsagittifera roscoffensis, 1016 nucleotides long. RefSeq lists its product as uncharacterized. NCBI's taxonomy places the organism in Eukaryota, Metazoa, Xenacoelomorpha, Acoela, Convolutidae. The transcript has 3 exons. The coding region runs from base 82 to 960 and encodes 292 amino acids. Gene Ontology annotation, cellular component: mitochondrion. The record is from RefSeq and is a predicted model, not a curated record. Gene Ontology annotation, molecular function: NAD(P)HX epimerase activity.
AUGUGUAAUUGGUUGUCUCUUUCUCCAAUGAAAAAAAUGUGGUAAUCGUUGCUUUCGAUUUCUAAAAAUUGAUAAAAUGUUAUGAGGGUCAAUCUAGUGCGGCCAGGCAGUAUACUAAAGAAAAUUGUAGCCCAUAUUUUCAUUCGAUCAAUUUGUACUGGGCAGUGCCGGCACUCAUUUUCAACCAUAUCUAUGUGUGCUGCGAAAAAAAAUGUAAAGCACCUAACUGCUAUUGAAGCUCAGAAUAUUGAUGAAGAGUUGUUCGCUUCUGGAGCUUUCAGCGUGGACCAGUUGAUGGAAUUGGCUGGUCUUAGUGUAGCCCAAGUUGUGUGGGCCGAAUAUGGGGUGAAAGUUGUUCCUAUAAGCAUUGAUGAAAGAAGUGAAGAUAAUAAUGUGCUUGUGCUUUGCGGACCUGGUAAUAACGGAGGAGACGGAUUGGUAGCUGCUCGCCAUUUAAAUCAUUUUGUCUGUAUAUUCAGCGCUGAAUGUUUUGCAGGAAUGCAGUGCACAGUCCAUUGCCCAAAACAACCCUCAAAAGAUCUGUUUAUUCGACUGGUCACUCAGGCGAAGCAGGCCAAUGUCAAUUUCAUUGCAGACUUGCCUGACACCUUGGACGAUUAUGACGUUAUCAUAGACGCUCUGUUCGGAUUCAGUUUCAAAGGAGAUCCGAGGCCGCCGUUUGACUCUGCUUUGAAGUUGUUGAAAAAGAGUGAACACAAGUCACAUAUUGUGAGUGUGGAUAUUCCGUCGGGCUGGAAUGUGGACUCCGGGCCAACUGGUGAUGACUGUUUCGUUCCUUCCGCCCUAAUUUCUCUAACUGCACCGAAGAUGGCAGCACAGAUGUUCAGUGGAACACAUUAUCUUGGAGGAAGAUUUGUCCCCUUCAGUUUAGCCCAAAAAUAUGGAUUAGAUAUUUCUUCUUUGUAUGAGUCAUCAGAUCAGAUUGUUAAAUUAAACUGAAAAUAAAUGAAUUUAUUAAGUAAUAAGCUUAAAAAAGUAAAUAAAAUUGUCUGUGU